Aureobasidium vineae is the source of this 600-nucleotide messenger RNA. The record is from the annotation of a GenBank genome assembly. NCBI's taxonomy places the organism in Eukaryota, Fungi, Ascomycota, Dothideomycetes, Dothideales, Saccotheciaceae.
AUGUCCUACCUGGAUGCCGCUCAGUCAAGUCGGGUCAGCCAGGCAUAUCGAACCCUUGGCUUGGUACCUAUCAGCUCUCAAUACCACUCUGGUGCAAGAACAUUCACAGCACAUCGACGCAAGAUUGCUAUUCAAGAUGAGAAGCUGGCUCUAUCACGAGAAGAGGCAGUGGAAGACCCGCGAUUAAGUACAGAAGAGUCGUUCCCAUUCAUGGAUCUACCAGCAGAAAUCAGAGUGCGAAUCUAUCAAUACGCUCUAGUACGACCGCGGAGACUGCAUCUCGAGGUCGCACGAACACCAGCUUUGGCUUGCGUGUCCAAGCAGAUCAGACAGGAAUGCCUCCAGACAUUUUUGCGGGUAAACAGCUUCCAGGCUUCAUACACAAGAGGCCUGGACAGAACCUUUGGUCUGAGUUUCGCAGAUGAGACUCUAGCAUGGCUGAAAACAUUACCCUUCACAGCAAAGAUGAUUCAAGACCUCAGAAUCACAUUUCAAGGAGAUCUCGGACAGGAGGCCACAGAUCAAUCGUCUUCCAAAUCAUCGCUACGGCAAAGGAAACCUGGGUCAAUCACUUCAACCGCUGGUGUCCGUUUUGCAUAG